AUGGAAAAGGAAACGGAUUCAAGUUUGGAGCCAGUACCCGUGACUGUGAAUUCACAGAAACAUGACCCCGCAUGGAAACACUGUGAAAUGUAUAAAAAUGGAGUUAGGUUUGAGCUCAAGUGCAAUUAUUGUGGCAAGGUGUUUAAGGGUGGAGGGAUACACAGGAUCAAGGAACACUUGGCUGGGCAAAAGGGUAAUGCCUCUAGUUGCUUGAGAGUUCCACCUGAUGUUAGGCUUUCAAUGCAAGAGAGUUUGCGUGGGGUUGUUAUGAAGAAGCGAAAGAAGCGAAAAGUUGCUGAAGAAGUGACCACUAUUGACAACGUGGUAUUAGGUGGUAGUGUAAGUGAUGUUGAUGCUUUAGCAAUUGAUACUAGUAACUAUGAUAACUGUGACAUCAACACCCAAGUUAACUUGGAUGCUGUUGGACAGGAUUGCGACGUGUUUGAGAGUGGGGAAGUUGUGGUGGGAAACAAAGCAAAUGUUAGGAAGAAGAAAGGGAGAGUCCGAAAGGCAGAUGGCUUUGUGGAUCCAAAUGCAACAAGCCUUGCCGCUUGUAAUAAUACAGCUUUAGUUAUGAAAAAGGCUAAUAGUCACGUGCAUAUGGCAAUUGGGCGGUUUUUCUUUGAUGUUGGGGUGCCCUUUGAUGCUGUAAACUCUGUUUAUUUCCAGCCUAUGAUUGAUGCGAUUUCUUCCCAAGUAGAUCGUGUUGUUGGCCCGUCUUACAAUGACCUUAGGAGCUGGAUUUUGAAGAAUGCAGUUCAAGAAGUUAGACAUGACGUUGACCAGCGCACAGGUUGUUGGGGAAAGAGCGGAUGUUCUCUAUUGGUUGAUGAAUGGGUAUCAGACCGUGUUGAACCCUUACUGCGACUUUUGAGGAUGGUGGCAAGCGAGAAGAGACCUGGUAUGGCAUAUGCUUAUGCUGGAGUUUAUCGAUCCAAAGAAAUAUUUAAGAAAGAAUUCCCUGAUAAGAAGGUUUAUUCCAUUUAUUGGGAUAUAAUAGAUCAGAGAUGGGAACAACUUCGCAGCCAUCCUCUUCUGGCUGCUGGCUUUUACCUAAACCCCAAGCCACAGGGGAACAAAGAACAGGAUAUUUUAGACCCCAUCUCCCAUGAACACAUUUCCCUUGCAGAGGACUGGGUAAUUGGGAAGCCCUUGUGCCCAGAAGACAUGGAAAGUUCAGACUGGAUGACUGUUGACCCACCUUUGGGCAACAUAAUGCUUUUAGGGUUGCCAAUUGAUGAUGUUGACGCCCUGGGUACAGGGUUCGAUGACUAUGAAAUUUUUACUGGGGAAGAAGAGACUGAAGCUCCUCUAGGGGAAAAUGAAGGAUUAAGUUCUCAAAAUGGCAGUAAAUAG
Oldenlandia corymbosa var. corymbosa is the source of this 1356-nucleotide messenger RNA. NCBI's taxonomy places the organism in Eukaryota, Viridiplantae, Streptophyta, Magnoliopsida, Gentianales, Rubiaceae. The record is from the annotation of a GenBank genome assembly.